GCGGGAAGCUUGCUGUCCCCAUCGCAGCUUUAUUACUGCAGACGGGCAGUACAUUUCGCCUCGCCACUGGUUUCCACCCCUCUGGUUGUUCUUCCGCCUGUACAACGAACAGUGCACCCACAACAUGGAGGUAACCGUCACAUUCAAUGAGCUGCUCAAGGCGCGGUCCGCGUCUCCAACACGGGGCGCCCUGCCAGGCCUCGACCGAAUCGACAGUUACCUCAAGGAGGCAUCGUCAAUCAACCGCGACAUUGUCAACCUGCACAGCGAACUGUCCCACAUCCGACAAGCAUACCUGUCCACAGCCGCCCCGCGCAGAACACAGCUUCGAAAAGGCACGCAGGACAAGCCGGUCUACCUGACCGAUGCGGACCGCAAUGCAGUCGACAAGAUGGCUAAGGAGUCACUACAGCGGCUCAACCUACGAAUCCGCAUCCUGGAGGAUGAGGAGGCCAAACGGCACGACGCAGCCAUGAAGGACAUCAAUCGCAGAUAUGGGCGCGGCUUACGGGCGCUGACAGGAUGGGCCGCCGGUGGUGCGCUGGGCGGGGAAGGGGACGGCGCAAAGAGCCCGGAGCACGCAGCCGCCAUCAAGCUGGAGAUGCAGCUGUUCGUGCACAAGGAGACGAUCAUUGGCUACCUCAGGGAGAGGCUGGGCUCAACGACCAAGCUACAGGGCAGCAUGAUGGAGACGAGGCUCGCGAGGGAGAUGGAGAAGAACAGGAGCAUACUGGCCAAGGCCAGAAGCUCGCAGCUGCCGCCCGCGCUGGCCAAGGAGUUUGGGUUCGACGACUCAGACGCAGGCGCAGCUCCUGGGCCAAGGUCAUCCACCACCGGCCUGCCAGUCGAUGAUGAGGAAUCAAGGAGGAGACAGGACGAGGACCUCGACCUCACGGACGAACAGAAGCAGAUGUUUGAGCGGGACAACCAGGACAUGCUCAAGCACUACAACAGCGCCCUGGACAAGGUCAAGACGGUGGAGAAGUCGAUCGUGGAGAUCGCAGAGCUGCAGCAGAUGCUGGCGGACAACCUGACGGUGCAGUCGGCGCACAUCGACCAGCUGGUGACGGACGCGGAGAGGACGGAGGAGAACGUCGGGGGCGGCAACAAGCAGCUCAAGAAGGCGUCGCAGAAGAAGUUCAGCCAGGCGCGGGUAACCUUCUACGCGGCCAGCGCCCUCUGCACGGUUCUGGUGUUGUGGGACCUGAUAAUAUAG
This is a messenger RNA of Diaporthe batatas, 1216 nucleotides long. RefSeq lists its product as uncharacterized. Gene Ontology annotation, cellular component: SNARE complex; endoplasmic reticulum. NCBI's taxonomy places the organism in Eukaryota, Fungi, Ascomycota, Sordariomycetes, Diaporthales, Diaporthaceae. Gene Ontology annotation, biological process: retrograde vesicle-mediated transport, Golgi to endoplasmic reticulum. The record is from RefSeq and is a predicted model, not a curated record. Bases 125 to 1216 code for a protein of 363 amino acids. The transcript has a single exon.